This is a messenger RNA of Phascolarctos cinereus (koala), 3702 nucleotides long. It is a transcript of the gene SLC25A30, whose product is annotated as solute carrier family 25 member 30. Gene Ontology annotation, biological process: transmembrane transport. NCBI's taxonomy places the organism in Eukaryota, Metazoa, Chordata, Mammalia, Diprotodontia, Phascolarctidae. The record is from RefSeq and is a predicted model, not a curated record.
GGAGCUAGCGCGGCUCGUAGGGCCGGAGGGUGUUUGCUGCUGCUGCUGCUGCUGCUGCUGCUGCUGCUAGAGUUGCGGCUUCCCUGCCUGGGCCGCGUUCUCCGAACCCCAAUCCCGGGCGCUGAGCUUGCCGCCGUUAAACAAAGAAAAACACCAGCAAAAGCACCUGAUACAGUGACCCAUCUGACAAUGUAUACAACAUUCUGCCCUGGUAGCCCCUCACUUUUCUACCGAGAGGAGGAAGGAAAUAGCCCUAUUAAUCAUUGAUGUGCUUCAGUCAGUUGAAAAGGGGAGAAAACAUAGACCAGAAGAAUGUCCACUCCUAGCUGGAAACCAUUUGUCUACGGAGGUUUGGCCUCUAUCACUGCAGAAUGUGGUACUUUUCCAAUUGAUUUAACCAAGACACGUCUCCAGAUUCAGGGACAGAAAAAUGAUGCCAAAUUCAAGGAAAUUCGAUAUCGAGGAAUGUUACAUGCAUUAGUAAGGAUAUUCAGAGAAGAAGGACUGAAAGCAUUGUAUUCUGGGAUUGCCCCUGCAAUGUUACGGCAGGCUUCUUAUGGCACAAUAAAGAUAGGUGUUUAUCAGAGUUUGAAGAGAAUGUUUGCUGAUCGACCAGAAGAUGAAACCCUCCUGUUAAAUGUCAUGUGUGGGAUUCUUUCUGGAGUUAUUUCCUCAUCCAUUGCCAAUCCAACAGAUGUUUUGAAAAUAAGAAUGCAGGCUCAAAGCAACGUGAUUCAAGGAGGAAUGAUAGGGAACUUCAUCAACAUCUACCAGCAGGAGGGAACAAGAGGACUUUGGAAGGGAGUGUCCCUUACUGCCCAGAGAGCUGCUAUUGUUGUUGGAGUGGAAUUACCAGUCUAUGAUAUCACCAAGAAGCAUCUCAUCCUCUCUGGCCUGAUGGAAGAUACUGUCUGUACACACUUUCUAUCAAGCUUCACCUGUGGUUUGGCUGGAGCUCUUGCUUCAAAUCCUAUCGAUGUUGUGAGAACACGUAUGAUGAAUCAGAGAGCCUUACGAGAUGGAACACAUUCUGGUUACAAAAGCACCCUGGAUUGCUUGUUACAGACAUGGAAGAGUGAAGGAUUUUUUGCUUUGUAUAAAGGAUUUUGGCCAAAUUGGUUGAGGCUUGGUCCUUGGAAUAUUAUUUUCUUUGUGACAUAUGAACAAUUAAAAAAAUUGGACUUGUGACAGUGAACAGAUGGCCUCAGACAUCGCUGUGACAAGGAUGCUAUUUUCAGCAACAGUAAUGCUUUCUGCUUUUCAUUGCUUGACUCAUCACAAAUUUUGAGAUGCAGGCAACAGAUCAAAAAUGACCCUCCAAGUGUUCAUGUAGAUCCCUCAGAUGCACCUCACCAAUUACCUGGAAGUACAAAGUUUGCAGUCAGAAUGUCUCUUCUUACUAUUUAAGUGUUCUUGGAUAUCCAAUGCAUAAAGGACAUGUCUUGGCUAUCAUCUUGUAGCACUCUGUAGGGGAAAAGGGAGAGCUAAGAUCGAAUUUCUUCUGUGACGAGAUGACUGUUAUAUAGCUCAGCUUUUAGCUGGCAAUAUCUUAUACAAUGAUAGGGAACAGGGGGUGGACCUAUGAUUUCAUUGGUAUAGGUAGCCCCCAGCCAAGGGACUUUGGUGUACCAAGGCAGGUCAGCAACUGCUUUGCAACUUAGAGAAUUAAUUUGGAGCAGUGACUUGCCCAGGGUCACACAGCCAGAAUGUCAGAGGAAAGGUUUGAACCCCAAUCUUCCCGUUUUCCAGGUGGGCUCUCUGUACUACUCUGUACUGUCUCUCAUGCAGCUGCAUCUUAUAUAGGGAAUAUUAAAGUGCUCUAAUGCAGAAGCCAUCACUAGCUUCUUAAUGGAGUCCCCAAAAGCUUCGUUCCUGGACUCCUGGUGACUUUGGCUUGGCAUCAUUGGAAGAGAGAACCCUGCAAGGAGUUCUGAAGCACUCGGGACUGGUUCCGCAUGGUCAACUUGAGAAUAAUCAGUGGAAACACUGUGUAGGGAGUUCAUACCUGAAAUGUUGGAGGGGUUUUGUGGUUGUUUUUAAGUUUCAUUUUUAGCCGGAUGUCUUUUAACUUCACAUUCACAAUGAAUGCAAUGCUGAUCUAUGUGGCAAAGUAUUACCAAGCAUUGGCAAUUGUACCCACUGUUGUGGCUUCAAAGAAAGUUGCCUCAAAAGGGAGUUAUUUCACUGUUUGAAGGGGUGCUGAAUUGAGCACACUCUGUAUUGGGCCUUGUCACAACUUUGCUGUUUAACUUUUUAGGAAAAGCCUAAAAACCUUCGGGUUCUUCAAUUUCCUCAUCUCUAAAAUGGGAAUGGGGUGACCUACUGAUGUACUGAAUGGCAAAUGACAUAACCCAAUCUCCACCCCUUUAAAGCCUUGUGUUGGGGGAGGUGACAAUGUUUCCUGUCUCUCUAGGCAGUUACUGUAUGGACUUGUUACAUUUCAAGACAUGAGCUAUGCCACAAUAGGGUGCUUUCCCUGGUGGUUUAACCUAGCCAUUGUUUCUCAGUACUUUCUUCCAGCAGGCUGAAAGGAAUAUAUUGAGUUAUCUGUUUUAUUGCUGAAGAUUUAAGAUUUUAUGAAGCAGAAUUUGAUUACCAAAAAUAGAAACUAAAGCAGGAUGACAAAAAAAAAACACCAAAGCACUCAUAUUAGGUGCCAAAAGCUAAGAUAAAUUCUAAGUUUCUUUGGUGAUUUCUCUCCAAGUGGCAGUAUAGGAUCACUCAGCUGAGCCCAUCUAAACCUUAGACCACUUGUUAAUAUUACCAAACCCCAUCUCAAAAUACUGUAUUUUGUAACUUUACCAGACAUUCCACCAAUAGUCUAUAGAUAAAUCAAAAGACAGAUUCCUUUUAAAUUCAAAGGACUUUCUUUUUACCUGAUUACUCACUCAAUGAUGUUUUCUUUUUUGGAUUGCACAAGACACUUUUUUUUUUUUAGGAACUGUAUAUAGUUUCCAAAACAUUAUAGACAAGUUCAUUUAUGAAGACCAAUUAUAAAAUGAUGUUGUUUUGAUCAUUCUAUGUAUUUAUCCAUUUUUCUAUUUUCAUACUAAAGUUCAUGCUAUAAUGUAAUGCUGAAGGGGUUGGGUUAAAUGAGUUCUAAGGCCUUUCUGCUCUAAAAUUCAAUGGUUUAGAUAAAAACAUUUUUUUAAAAAAGCCCCAUUUUAAAACACAUUAAAAACCUUUUAAAAGAAUGCACUAUUUUUUAAGGGCUCAGUUAUUCAGUAUUAUGAAGUACUUGAUUUGACUAGUUUUAAGCCUUAGAAUGAUUAAUGAUCAUUUUAGAAGAUUCUAGACAGAGUGGCUGAGGAAUCGGGAGAAUCCACCCUCCCCCUUGUAUGUUGUAAGGGCAUAGUUAAAGUCUUCUCCUACCCCCUACUUUUCAGUAUGAUUUUGGAGUAUGAACAAAAGAAUUUUAUGGUUUUAAAGUUGUCUUUCCUGUAACUUCUAUAACCAAAUUGCUAAAAAAUGUUUUCUGUUUGCACAUGGAUUCGUUUAGCCUUUGCUGUUAAAAGUUGCCAGUCACUGUUAAGAGAAUUGUUUCCUGUUUAUAUUUAUUUGUAAGUUUGAAUUACAGAGCUUUGUAUAAAAUUGUCAUUUUCAUAAGCUUUUCUGCCUCUAGCUUUUUAUUUACAUAUUGUCAAGUUGUUCAGAUACAAACCUUUUGUUUAAUAAACUAGGCUAAUGCAAAAAAAUGAAAAA